AUGUCGAUAUCUAGAUUUACUGGUAUAGAAUUGGGACCACCAAUUGAAGUGUUUUCACUUGUAAAGACUUUUGGAGAUGAUAAAUUUGAAAAUAAAGUCAGCCUUGUAAUGGGCGCUUAUCGAACCAACGAAGGAAAGCCAUGGGUUUUGCCAGCAGUAAAGAAGGUAGAAAAAUUAUUAGCUGAAGAUGAGCUCCAAAACCAUGAGUAUCUUCCAAUCCUCGGUCUGGAAGCAUUUAGCCGGCUUGCAACAGCUAUGUUGCUGGGUGAAAAUUCCCAAGCGAUUAUUCAGGGCCGAGCAUUCGGUAUUCAAUCGCUGUCAGGCACUGGAUCUUUGCGAGUUGGAGCUGAGUUUUUAUCAAGAAUUUUCCACUAUGAUACUUUUUACUACAGCACACCUACAUGGGAAAACCACAAACUGAUAUUCACCAAUGCAGGCUUCAAAAAAGGAUGUGAAUAUCGUUACUGGAAUGCUGAAACAAAGAGCGUUGAUAUUGAAGGUAUGCUGCAAGAUUUAAGAGACGCUCCAGAAAAUUCAGUGAUAAUUCUUCACGCUUGUGCCCAUAACCCGACUGGGUGUGACCCGACUCACGAGCAAUGGAAGCAAAUAGCCGAUGUUAUUGAGCAAAAGAAAUUAUUUACAUUUUUCGACAGCGCCUAUCAAGGCUUUGCCAGCGGAGAUGUUGAUCACGACGCCUACGCCCCUCGGCUCUUCGCUGAACGCGGGAUGGAAUUUUUCUGCGCUCAAAGUUUCGCUAAAAAUUUUGGAUUGUACAAUGAACGAGUUGGCAAUCUCGUUGUUGUUAUGAACAAUCCCAAGGAAGUUGCUCAAGUUAAAUCACAAUUGACUUUGAUUGUUCGUGGAAUGUACAGCAACCCUCCAAAUCACGGUGCUCGUAUCGUUGCUACUGUUUUGGGCAAUGAUGAUUUACAUGAGGAAUGGAAAGAUCAUAUUCGUGUGAUGUCCAGCAGAAUUAAAUUGAUGAGAAAAGCAUUAUACGAUAGACUGUUGAAAUUAAGAACUCCUGGAAAUUGGGAUCAUAUUAUCAAUCAAAUAGGAAUGUUUUCUUACACUGGGUUGACUGAACGACAAGUUGCGUAUUUAAAGGACCACUAUCAUAUCUACAUGCUUAGAAGUGGACGUAUUAACAUUUGCGCGCUAACAGACAAAAAUAUUGAUUACGUGGCUAAUGCUAUUCAUGAUGCUGUUACAUUAUUUGCGGACCCAAAUAAAAAUUCCGUUUAA
Cotesia congregata is the source of this 1245-nucleotide messenger RNA. Lineage: Eukaryota; Metazoa; Arthropoda; Insecta; Hymenoptera; Braconidae. The record is from the annotation of a GenBank genome assembly.